AAUACUGUGUAGCUAUACACUCAAAACACUCGCUUAAUUGGCAUCUGAACUUUUUGGCGAUUCUAGAGGUAAGUUUUGUAUUUUGUGUAACAUUGUAUCUGAAGCAGUAUCUCGACAAUAAGUAUGCUUUAAGAAUGCAAUUUUCGAUGUUAUUAAGAGUACUUAUUGUAAUUGGAUCCGUUGUCUCACUGCUCACGAAUCAUGUCAUGUCGAAUACAACGCAACAAGAAUUGAACUCCAUCUUCAGCAUCUAUACCCCGGCAUGCCAGCAAAUACUUAACACUCAGACCACUAUCGAUGCAACAACAUACUGCGAUACGAGGUUCCAAUUAUGGUACGAAGAGCUUGUACACAUCGGGUUUUGUACUGAAGAGGAGUACGCCAACCUAACACACACCGUUUGUGACUUGAAUGUCACUAUCAGACCGAGCAGCGAAGCGACAACAAACUUUUAUUCAGCUUUAAACUUCAAUGUCUCCUCAGCCUGCCAACGAAAAGUUAUCAGCUGCGUCCUCAGUUCUAUAAUAUCAAUAAUCUUGAAACAGGAGGAGCAGUACUGUUCUUUUGUAGCUGUAGACCCACUAGAUCAAAUUUCAGAGAGUUGCCUCACGACACCUGCGACCGCGGAGAACUUUGUCUGUUCACUUGCUGACUUUAACCUUUUGAAGAAAGCAGCCUGCUCCAGUAACAAAACCGAUGUGGACCAAACCUUUUCGAGGGCGUUGCUGAGAACUUCCACAGAGUGUCGACUGAAAAUAGCCAACUGUAGUGAUCUUUACACCGAGACGUAUUCGUUGGCCGCGCUAGGGAAGUACUGUGCGUUCCUGACUUCUGGAGAAACGCUUUCGACCUUAGAAACAUGUUUUACAGAAGAAAAUGCGUGCACAAGAGAGGAGUUUGAUUUACUAAUUAAUUCAGCCUGCCCUAAAGGUAUGUACACAAAUAUAUGAGUUCUUUAAGAAAUAUAAAAUUUUCACCUAUUUAUUAUAGCUUACAAUUAUAAACUUUUUCAAGCAAUGACAGUAUCAUUUAGUAAAAUAAAUGAGAAAAAAUUGUUUUUUCUAGGAUUCGACGAGCAAAACAAAAAGAGAGAGAAUACUAUUAAUUUAUUCGCAAAUUAAGUUUAAAUUCGAAUAAUUAUUUGCGUUUAAGGACAAUGUCUUUAUUUAGUAUUUAAUAUACAUAUAAUAUACGUUUUAUUUAAUUAUGAAUGUCUUUUGACUUAAAUGAUACAUGCAAUGUAAUUAUAUUUAUUGAUAUAUAACCUUAUUUUUUUCCAUUGCAUUCUUUUGGUUAUUUCCCCUUCGUUUUAUUUUCUUGUAACCAAUGUCAUAUACUGACUGUGACAUAUACGCGAACCAAUCUCCAAUGCUUUAAAUAGAUAUGUUUGAAAUGUGUGUUAAACUUAUUGUUUCUUCUAAUUGUUAAACUUUUUGUUUCUUCUAAUUGUUAAACUUUUUGUUUCUUCUUACAUUUAUCUUUUUUUUAUUACCUUUAUAGCGAAACAAUGACAAAUGGCUACAAAAUAGUCAAAAUAUUGAAACUAAUAAUCACUCAAUUUUAUAUCCAUUACAUUCAAAUUUACACGUUAGUUUACUUCCGUAUGAUACGUUGUAGAUUGUCAUAGAAGAAAUAUUAACCCUCUACUACAACAUGCUUCCAAUGAAAUUCGUCUCAAGUAGAAUUUGUCUACCACUCCAACUCUUGGCCUUCACGUGGGUCUCAGAUAUUGAGUCCAGCUGGACCUUUAUCAGAAGAGGCAAAGGUGAGCAAGCUUCGGGCAUGAUGAUCUCAUUAGCCUUGGCUGGCUACCCACCCAGGCGAACACUAAAUUCAAGCCUUUCCCGCCUUGCUUCAAUACCCAACACAUAGGAAAGGCUUAGGAAGUCAAAGUAAAGUUUCCCUUUCAGACCUUGCGAUCUAUGGGGCAGAUGAUGUUAAGGUUAUCUAUUUCUAUGGCCUACGGUUAACGAGCAGGGUGUCAGGGACGCCCUAAAAAUCCCGAUAUUCAAAGUCACAGCCUUCACCGAGAUUUGAACCCAGCACCUUAGGUUCGGAAGCGCUUAACCACUCAGCCACCGCGCCCUCCUUAGGGUUUCAACCCUUAGAAAAAUCAGACCCGUAACCUGUAUCUCAGUUCUGUACUCUGUAACUCAGACCUGUAACCUGUAUCUCAGUUCUGUACCCUGUAACUUAGACCUGUAACCUGUAUCUCAGUUCUGUACUCUGUAACUUAGACCUGUAACCUGUAUCUCAGUUCUGUACCCUGUAACUCAGACCUGUAACCUGUAUCUCAGUUCUGUACUCUGUAACUCAGACCUGUAACCUGUAUCUCAGUUCUGUACUCUGUAACUUAGACCUGUAACCUGUAUCUCAGUUCUGUACUCUGUAACUCAGACCUGUAACCUGUAUCUCAGUUCUGUACUCUGUAACUUAGACCUGUAACCUGUAUCUCAGUUCUGUACUCUGUAACUCAGACCUGUAACCUGUAUCUCAGUUCUGUACCCUGUAACUCAGACCAGUAACCUGUAUCUCAGUUCUGUACCCUGUAACUCAGACCAGUCGAUUCCGCUGAUCUCAAACUGUUACGGGUUUAAGUCGUUUCUUUGGACAUUGAGGUGAACUGCGUGUUGGCGACAUCGUUCCAAUAUACCUAAUACCUAAAGCCUCUAUGCGACAAAGAGAGUCCAAUGGCUAGAGUGUAUUUUAUAUUGAUAUACUCUUGUGUAUUAGUAUUGAAAAGGUGAAUAGCACUAUAAGUUUUUUCUAUUGAUUAAUUAAUAGCAGUGUCGUAAAUCUUUGUCCAACUUGAACUCAUCCUCACGACAGUGUAUUCAUAUCUAACUGCUAGGUUUCGAGUCCUUUUUACCUAAGAACAAACUUUGGUCGAAAUGUGUGCGCUGAUUUUUUUUUGUAUAUGUUUUGUACUACCACAUGAUCUUCAAUGAGCAAAAGUGUUUUUCACCUUUAUAUU
This is a messenger RNA of Biomphalaria glabrata, 2974 nucleotides long. RefSeq lists its product as uncharacterized. The transcript has 2 exons. Bases 135 to 950 code for a protein of 271 amino acids. The record is from RefSeq and is a predicted model, not a curated record. Lineage: Eukaryota; Metazoa; Mollusca; Gastropoda; Planorbidae.